Messenger RNA from Nannospalax galili (Upper Galilee mountains blind mole rat), 1177 nucleotides. RefSeq names its product RNA binding protein with serine rich domain 1 (gene Rnps1). Bases 230 to 1144 code for a protein of 304 amino acids. Gene Ontology annotation, molecular function: RNA binding. The record is from RefSeq and is a predicted model, not a curated record. NCBI's taxonomy places the organism in Eukaryota, Metazoa, Chordata, Mammalia, Rodentia, Spalacidae. Gene Ontology annotation, biological process: mRNA splicing, via spliceosome. Gene Ontology annotation, cellular component: nucleoplasm; cytoplasm; ASAP complex. The transcript is spliced from 8 exons.
UCAUCACUGCGCGCCGGAUGGCAGCGCCUUCCCGCUCCUCAACUCUGACGACAGAGUCGCGCCGGCCUUAGCGUCUGAAAAGAGCUGGAGGAGGUUGCGGCCGCGGGAAGAUGCUGCUCUUUGGCGUAAAUUGCAAUCGAUUAGGGAUCGUUUCUCAGACUCAAGUUAGAAGUGAGAGUUCAGAUAAGUGAGGCCGCCAUUGCUGCUUUGAACACCUCAGAAGGGGAGAAUGGAUUUAUCAGGAGUGAAAAAGAAGAGCUUGCUAGGAGUCAAAGAAAAUAAUAAAAAGUCCACUAGGGCUCCCUCUCCUACCAAACGCAAGGACCGUUCUGAUGAGAAGUCCAAGGAUCGUUCUAAAGAUAAAGGGGCUACUAAGGAAUCAAGUGAGAAGGACCGUGGCAGGGAUAAGACUCGGAAGAGGCGCAGUGCUUCAAGUGGAAGUAGCAGUACCAGGUCUCGGUCCAGCUCAACCUCCAGCUCGGGCUCCAGCACCAGCACGGGUUCCAGCAGUGGCUCCAGCUCCUCUUCUGCAUCUAGCCGCUCAGGAAGCUCUAGCACAUCCCGCAGCUCCAGUUCCAGCAGCUCCUCUGGCUCUCCAAGCCCUUCUCGACGAAGGCACGACAAUAGACGGCGCUCCCGCUCCAAAUCCAAACCACCUAAAAGAGAUGAAAAGGAGAGGAAAAGGCGGAGCCCUUCCCCAAAACCCACCAAAGUGCACAUUGGGAGGCUCACCAGGAAUGUGACCAAGGAUCACAUCAUGGAGAUAUUUUCCACCUAUGGGAAAAUUAAAAUGAUUGACAUGCCUGUAGAAAGGAUGCAUCCUCAUCUGUCCAAAGGCUAUGCAUAUGUGGAAUUUGAGAAUCCAGAUGAAGCCGAGAAAGCACUGAAACACAUGGAUGGAGGGCAAAUUGAUGGCCAGGAGAUCACUGCUACUGCUGUAUUGGCCCCUUGGCCUCGGCCACCCCCUCGGCGAUUCAGCCCUCCCAGGAGAAUGCUACCACCACCUCCCAUGUGGCGCAGGUCACCCCCACGGAUGAGGAGGAGGUCUCGCUCCCCAAGACGCAGAUCACCUGUGCGCCGGAGGUCCCGCUCUCCUGGCCGCCGACGCCACAGGAGCCGCUCCAGCUCCAAUUCCUCCCGAUAAGCAAAGCCAUUAAAGCUCACUCCUGUAACUUAA